UGGCAACACAAUACUCUAAAUGUAACGACGUUUUUAGCGCGUGCGAGAUGACGCGCCGGUGAAUUUUGUAUUUUAGAAAUUGACGUAAUUAUUGUGUGCACGCUCUAUAAAUAAGAUUUCACAAUGGCCGAUCAAGUUGAUUCAAUGUCAGACGCGGAGCUCCGCACAAAACUGGCUGAGCAUGGGUUCCCCGUUAUGCCAAUUACAGCGUCAACGAGAAAGCUACUCGUAAAAAAGCUAAAAAUGGUAUUGGACAACAAGAGUAAACCCCGAGUCAGUGUCGAUAGCAAGGUUGAGAGUAGACGGUCACUAGCGCGGUACUCUAGCGGGGAAGAAUCCGAUUUAGAUUCUACAAACAAUGCUAAGGAAAGACGUGGACGACGAGUUACUACUGGCGGAGCUAUGUUACCACCUGUGACCAACAAAUCUAGACGUAUACCUCUAAAGAAAGACUCUCCCGCUAAACGUGAUUCUGAUAAAGGUUCAGAGUCCGAGGAGGAGAAAGGCCCCGUGCGUACACACGAAGAAGUGGAGACGGUUACAACUCGUCGUGUAACGCGCACCUACGCCGCUAAUGAUCAGGAUGACUAUGAAACUGGCUCAGAUAGUGAUGUUGAUACUGACAAGAAAACAUCCAGCCCAUUUAGAAGUAGCUCAAGGUCCAGUGACUAUAUCUCCAGCACAUUGCCAACCAAUGAUGCAGCUACAAGUCCUCCCAAAUCUUCUAUUUUCUCUCGUCCAUCACUGUCUAAUACAAAUUACACAUCAAAUUUGUCAUCUUCAGACCAACUUAAUUCAAUAAGAUCACGGCUUGGAUUAACAUCUUCUUUGGCCGAUCGACCGUCAAUGAGUAACUAUACCUCUAACUAUGCUUCCAAUACUUAUCAGCCUUCGACUUCCAAUGUGGAUGAAAUUGAAUCUCCUUAUUUGAGCAAUUUUACAAGACGAUUGUCUUCUCUUAAACCUGACCCCCCCAAACAAACGACAUUUUUAGACCGAGAUGUGACCAAUGGAAGUACAUUAAUUCCACGCAGAUCAUAUGUUACAGGAUUGACAAGAUCUGAUGUAGGGGACUAUAAAGCAGUGAAUGAUAAAAAGUUUCUGAAAAACAACCUUGUAUCUCUUGCCCUUGUUGCUCUUGUGGCACUUUUUUUUUUUUGCUUAUUUUUUAUGUAUAUAGUUAAGAAAAAUGAUAUUACUUCAGUAGUGGACGACCAAAACAGUGUGGUACAAAUAUGUCAAUUAAAUAUACCAGGCAAUAGACCAGGCAUAAAUUGUGUUCACAAGGAAGAAGUGAGCUAUGCCAAAAACUUAUUAAAACUCAUACAUCCAAUACUUACUGCUCGGGUAGCUGAUUAUAAAUGUGGAAAGCCUGGAGCACUUCCAUAUCUAAAAGAAAGCGAAAUCAUUGAAUUAGCGAGUGCUCGAUCUGAGACAGUUGAUGUUAGUCGGUGUAGGAAAGAUCUGAAUAAUUUAGAGGUUUUGCUUGUGCAUAAUCAGUGGGGCUUAAAUGUCGUCCAACUUGAAAACUCGUAUACUAAAGAUGUUGAAUAUAAACCUCUUACCUCUACUGAUGUUGUUGUUCAGCAACGCAACAAGGGUAAUGUUGCUAUAGCUCUCUCUGACCCCUCAACCCCUAUUUCAUGUCUAUUUGUUAACACCCUAUACUCGGCUGGUUCAACAUUUAUUGUUGUAGGAAUUUUAUCUGCGUUGGUAUUAGGAUUACAAAGACUUUAUAAAUAUUAUUUAAAUUAUCAAAAGAAGAAAAGUGAGGAAAUUUAUUCAAUGGUAGAACAAAUUAUAGAUGUAAUUUCACAAGAGACUGAGGACAGCGGGGAACCAUACAUAUCUGUGGACCAUGUGAGAGAUACACUUAUCUCUCCUCAGAAUAGAGAAAAAAUGUCUUCCACUUGGGAUGCUGCAGUUAAAUUUAUUCAAAAGAACGAAAGUAGAGUGAGGAUGGAAGUACAAUCUGUUGAUGGAGAGGAUUGCAGAGUGUGGAGGUGGGUUGCAUCUCAUAGCAGUCCAAAGCGAAGCACAUCCUGGCAGGGACAAGCAUUUGAAACCCAAGAAGGCUCCGUGAAUAAUCUAACAGUGUCACCCACGCCGUGUUUGAAAAUUCGCCACAUGUUUGAAAAGAAUGACGCUAAUCCUAAUCUGAGAACUGUAAUUCAAGACGUCAUCCUCGAGAAAUGUGAUCGCUGUAACAUACUUCAUAUCGACAUCGAGAGAACAUCGUGUUGCGUGUACGUGAAAUGUGCAACUCCGACUGAUGCAGGCGUAGUGUACAAGAGUCUUCAUGGAUGGUGGUAUGAGGGUCGCCUUAUUACAGUCAAAUAUUUGCGCCUGGAGCGCUACAUGCAGAGGUUUCCAAACUCGCCCGCAUCUGGACCGUACUUGAAACCGUCUCGUUUGCGACGAUCAUGGGAUGAAUAAGUAAAACUUAUCCACUAUAAAUAAAUGGGGUUGUCUUUUGCAGAAUAUUUAUUGCGAAUUUAUUGUUGCGUAAACUAACUAGGCACCUAUGUUCUCAAUUUAUUAUAUGUUUGGACUUAGGUCAAAGGAUUGAUUCUAAAUU
Molecule: messenger RNA, 2578 nt
Organism: Nymphalis io (European peacock)
Lineage: Eukaryota; Metazoa; Arthropoda; Insecta; Lepidoptera; Nymphalidae
Product: inner nuclear membrane protein Man1-like
Exons: 2
Coding region: 124-2436 (770 amino acids)
Biological process (GO): nuclear envelope organization; negative regulation of BMP signaling pathway
Cellular component (GO): nuclear inner membrane
Molecular function (GO): chromatin DNA binding
Source: RefSeq, a predicted model, not a curated record